AUGGUAAAACACCACACGGACUGGCACCACAGUCAUCACGACUUGAAGGACUUGUUUCACAAGCACGGCCACAGCCAUCACGGCUCUGCUUCGAGUAGAGACUGGCUUCACAUUCACGACCUUGUCUCACUGGUGAAGCACCACAAGGACGGACAUCACAGCUCUGAGUCUGCUGGCCGGCUUGCUGUCUCUGCUGAUAAAAUUGCAGCGGCGGCAGCAGAAGAAGAAGCAGCAGCUACAGCCACGGCUUCUGGUGUUACUGAGAAUGGGCAUGCUGUGGCAGAACAGGUAGCAGGAACUGUAGCGGAGACUGUAGCAGGAACCGUAGCAGGGCGUUUUACGCACCCAGCCCAUUCCUCUCCUCCCAGCACCUGUCACUCUCCUUCUGGGCUGAGUCUCAAGUCACACCUUCCUUCUCUAUCCCCUCCUGUCACCCCCUCAUCUCGAUCCGCUCCUCUCUCUCCCUCAUCCCAAUCCCCUCUCACUCCCUCGUCCCCGUCUGCUCCUCGCUCCAGCCUAAAAUCACCUGCUACCUCUGCAGCUUCUUCUCCCGGAUUCGGCUUCCCCUCUGCUCGCCUUUCUAACCUGAAAUCAGCCAGCGCCAUUGCAACUUCGUCCGACUCACUUUUGAGAGUUCAUGAGUCAUUUUCAGGCACCCUAUCCCCCUCUGCUCGCGUUUCUAAUCUGAAAUCAGCCAGCACCACUGCAGCAUCGUCAGACUCACUUUUGAGAAUUCUCAGCAGUGAAACUCUAUCCCCUUCUGGUCGCCGCUCCAGCCUCAAAUCAGCCAGCACCACCGCAGCUUCUCCAAGUGCUGGCAAGCGGGUGUCCUGGAGUAUUGACCCGGAUAGCCCGUCUGCCUCUAAAUCACCGGGAGGAGGGGGGGCUAGAUCACCGGGAGGUGGCGGUUACCGAUUCACGCGCGGCUUGCAGCAGCUGAUUCUCCAAGCGGGUUGGAAGCUUCUGGAAGUGGGGAAGCAGGGGGGAGGAGAGGAGCGAGUUUUGAGGCGCCUCAAAAGCAGAUUCACGGGCGGCUUGCAGCAGCUGAACUUCCAAGCGGGUUGGAAGCUCCAGGAAGCGGGAUUACUUCUAGUCAACUCGAAUGGUGUGCUGCAAGUAGGGAAGCGAGAGGGUGGAGAGAGGGAAGUGGAGGGAGAAAAGCACGCUGGAGAGAGCUCCGGUAGUGAAGAUGCUAGUAAGGGGACGUGCAGCACAGAGUGCUUUUCCGGGUUCAUGCUGCUGACGUCGCCUGCCAUUGGCCCGUUUGAUGCUGACGUGGCACACAUGGAAGUCCCUCUUUGCUCCAAGUAUUUCGGAGCUUGCACUGCUGCUACAGAUGCAAAGCCUACGGUUACAGAUGUGGGGUUAGCUGCUACAGCUUCAGGAUCUGCUGCUGCCGUGACUGCUGCUGCUGCUGAUGCUGCUGCUACUACUGGCGCUGCUGCUGCUGCUCUUACUGCUGGUGUUCCCUCUGCCGGCCCCUCACCUGGGUUACCCCACCACCCAGCAUCGCAACCCCUUGCAGUUGCUUCGGGAUCAGUCCGACUCUCUCCACUUGGAGCCCUCGCUUUCUCGCCUCAGCAGGUCAGUUGUGUUCAUACCAUUCAGGUGAUUCAGGUGGUUCAGGCGAUUGAGAUGGUUCAGGCGAUUGAGAUGGUUCAGGUGAUUCAGAUGGUUCAGGUGAUUCAGAUGGUUCAGGUGAUUCAGACGGUUCAGGUGAUUCAGAUGGUUCAGGUGAUUCAGAUGGUUCAGGUGAUUCAGGUGGUUCAGGUGAUUCAGAUGGUUCAGGUGAUUCAGGUGGUUCAGGUGAUUCAGAUGGUUCAGGUUCAGCUCAUGCAGGUGUCAGAAUGCGUCAUGAGCUCUACACCCACCUGCACCCCCCCUUCUCCCCCUUCUCCCUCUGCUCCUCAGCUGGCCAGCGCCAUGUGCUACCACAUGCGUCUGUUCGGCAUGGCGUUGGACCGAUGGGACCUCAUGCACCAUGCUCCCACCCUCGCCCACGCUGCCGCUUCUGCCGCUGCUUCUGAAUCUGCCGCUGCAGGGGCUGCAGCUGAGGCUCAUGCUGCGGCUGCUGCUUCUCCUGCAGCACCGUCCGUGCCUCCCACGCCCAUCAGCACCGCUGUGCGCCCCUUUGGCGCCUUCUGGACCGCAUCCCACUACUGCCUCGUGCUGCCCUGCUUGGUGAGGGGAGGGGAAGAAAGAGGAGGAGAGACAGCGGAAGAUUGGAGAGAGGCAGAUGGAAGAAGGAGGGAAGGAGGGAGAGGGGCGAAUGCAGGCAGGGAAGGUGAAGGGGUGGAUGCAGGGGAGCAGGGGGGAGGGGGUGACGGCAUGAGCAGGGGAGGGGAUGAUGAUAUGAUGCGCGUGUUGAUGGGGAGGGUUGACUGGGAGAUGGUGGACCGGGUGGUGUCUCUGGGAGGCAACAGGGGAGCGGCCUCUCGUGCCCGUGCACGUGAUGCUGCUGCUGAUAUUGAUCCUGCUGGUGGCGCUGGUGCUGGUGGUGGUGGUGGUGGUGCUGCUGCUGCUGCUGCUGCUGCUGCUGCUGCCGACACUAAUGCUGCUGCCGCUGAUACCAAUGCUACUGCUGCUGAUACCAAUGCCGCUGCUGCUGAUGCCAAUGCCGCUGCUGCUGAUACCAAUGCUGCUGUUCCAGGCACCGCUCAGGAUGCCCCUGCUACCAUGCCUCUGCUCGUCUGUGCUCGUGGGCCUGUGGAGGAACGAGAACUGCACGGCAUGGUGGCAUGUGCGGUGCAUUCGCGUCUGGUGUACCAGUUAGUGGGGAGGGAUCCGGAAGGGAGGACAGCACGCAGUGAUUUCGUGGGGCCGCAUGGAGGCACUUUCCAACAGUACUUCCACAACCACAACUGGCAAGAGGAGUUUCUCACCCUCCUGUGUCUGCACCAGGAGGAGUUUCUCACCCUCCUGUGUCUGCACCAGGAGGAGUUUCUCACCCUCCUGUGUCUGCACCAGGAGGAGUUUCUCACCCUCCUGUGUCUGCACCAGGAGGAGUUUCUCACCCUCCUGUGUCUGCACCAGGAGGAGUUUCUCACCCUCCUGUGUCUGCACCAGGAGGAGUUUCUCACCCUCCUGUGUCUGCACCAGGAGGAGUUUCUCACCCUCCUGUGUCUGCACCAGGAUGAGUUUCUCACCCUCCUUAAGCCGGGCGGUCUCACGAAUUUUGAGGCACUUCGCCCUUCGCCGCUCAUCUCCUGUCCAUCGUCCCACCCUCCUUUCCAUCGUCCAACCCUCCUUUCCAUCGUCCCACCCUCCUUUCCAUCGUCCCACCCUCCUUUCCAUCGUCCCACCCUCCUUUCCAUCGUCCCACCCUCCUUUCCAUCGUCCCACCCUCCUUUCCAUCGUCCCACCCUCGUUUCCAUUGUCCCACCCUCCUUUCCAUCGUCUCACCCUCCUUUCCAUCGUCCCACCCUCCUUUCCAUCGUCCCACCCUCCUUUCCAUCGUCCCACCCUCCUUUCCAUCGUCCCACCCUCCUUUCCAUCGUCCCACCCUCCUUUCCAUCGUCCCACCCUCCUUUCCAUCGUCCCACCCUCCUUUCCAUCGUCCCACCCUCCUUUCCAUCGUCCCACCCUCCUUUCCAUCGUCCCACCCUCCUUUCCAUCGUCCCACCCUCCUUUCCAUCGUCCCACCCUCCUUUCCAUCGUCCCACCCUCCUUUCCCUUACAUCACCCGCUUCCCUUUCCCCCACCUCAGUGGACACUUGGGACCUCGUCAACAGGGCCGUCCAAUUCAGUCGAGACGGGCAGAUGUCCGAACCUGCCAGCGCUACAGAGGGGACGGCUGUAGCUGACAUGGCUGUAGCAGACAUGGCUGUAGCAGACAUGGCUGUAGCUGACAUGGCUGUAGCUGACAUGGCUGUAGCUGACAUGGCUGUAGCUGACAUGGCUGUAGCUGACAUGGCUGUAGCUGACAUGGCUGUAGUGGGCAAGGCUGGAGAAGAGACGGUUGGAGCAGACACUUUUGUAGCAGACAAGGCUCUGGCUAAUGAGGCUGCAGAAGUUGAGGCUGUAGCAGACACGGCUGCAGCAAACUCGGUUGCAAUAGACAAUACUACAGCAGAGAAAGAGCAGCAGCAGCAACAAGGCACGGGGGAGGAGGAGGCAGCUAAGGCGCAGCAGCAGGGCAGGGAGAAGGGCAGGGGGCGGCAAACAUCGUACCUCCCAUUGGAGCUACUGGUGCCGGUGCUGCCACUGCAGCACGUGCUCUUUGCCUCGCUGCUCCCCUCGCUGCUCUCCCGGCUUGACUGCCUGCUCACUGCCUGGGACAUCCGGCGGUUCAUUGUGCGGCAGUAUGGGUGUGAGCGGCAGGGUCGGAGCUGUGGUGGUGGCGAGCACAGGGAGGGUCAGCAGCAGCAGGAACCGCAUUUUCCUGCUAUUGAUCUGCUGCGCGCCCUGACAUGCCCCGGCACCACGGAGAGCGGUGUGGGCACAUACGAGAGUGACAAACUCCUGCGCGCCCUCACCUGCCCCGGCACAACAGAGAGCGGUGUGGGCACCUAUGAGUCAGACGAGGUGCUGGGAGACAGCUGCGUGCAGCUAGCCGCCUCCUGCCACCUUUUUGCCACUAGCUUGCCACGUCAGCCGCCGCAUGGCAGGCAUGGGAACGGCCAGAGUAAUGGGAACGACGACUCAGCAGCAUACACUGCGAGAAAUGCCUCGAUGCCAUCGCAUGCGCUGCACAGCCAGCCUACCCAGCCGACAUACGAUGACAUGAAGGGGCAGUGCGUGAAGCUGGUAUCCAACAAGCAUCUGGCAGCGCUGGCAGUUAAAGCCGGAGUGCCUGCCCUCGUCCGCAGCAAGCCAUUCAGACCCUCUGACUGGAUCGGCCCUCUCAUCCCACCCUCCCACGCUGUGCUGCUUCUGGCUGACUCCCUUUCUCACUCACUCCCCCCACCACACUCGCUUUCAGACUCCCUCGCACACACUCAGUCACAAGCAACAGCAUCUCCUCCUUCGUCCCCCUCUCGGGCUACUGCAGCUUCCCAGAACCUUCCGCCUAGCCCGAAAGCCCUUUUGGACUCUGCCUUCGCCUCGCUGGCAUUAGCGCAGGCAGCAGCCACGGCCAAGUCAGCGCGCCAGCUCGGCAAGAAAACCCUCGCUGACGUGGCGGAGGCCUUGGUGGGCGCCAGCUGGCGGUGCGGCGGCGCUGAAAUGGCGCUGCCAAUGCUGAGGUGGCUGGGCCUGCCCACGGAGGGCGUGGGGGAGCUAUUGAGGGGAGAGAUGACGUGGAGGGGGAGAGCGGCGGAGGGAAUGGUGAUGGGAAAGGGGGAGGACGUGGUGGAGGGAUGCAUCAAGGGAGUGGCAGAGGAAGGAGUACCAGGCGUUGUAGGAAAGCCAGAUAUGGCACUAGAAACGAAAGGAGCAGCAGCAGCAGCAGCAGAAGAAGAAGAAGAGGGAACAGCAGCAGUGGCAGAAAAAGUGGCGGCAGCACGAGAGUCGGAGCAAAGGGUGAGUGGCAGGAAGCACGCUCUGGAAUCACCUGGAGAGGCGCCCCUGCUGCCAUUUCAGCCACCAGAGAAGCGCGCCAAGCUGCAUGAGCAGCGGCAGGGCGUGCUGGUUUCAGAAUCCUCAUUGCCUGUCUCUCUCUGUCAGCAGCAAUCUCUCCCACCUAUCUCACCUCCAUCCGACAACGCACCGUCAGGUCAGCCGAUACGCCAGCCCGGCUUCCUGAAACCUUCUGUUACCAGAACGAACUGCAAACGCCACGUGGCAACACCUGAUAGGCUGUCAGAGCUGGAAGGUGCGAUGGGGUAUCGAUUCAGAAAUGAGGGGAUACUGAGGGAGGCGAUAAGCGAGGGGGAGUUGAAGUGGCAGAGGCGGUUUGUGUUUCUGGGGGAAGCUGUGCUGGACUUUCUAGUCAUGCACCACAUGGUGCAAGCAACAUCUGGGGCGGCCCAUUCUCCUGCUGCCACGUCACCACGUGCCAUGUCAUCAGGUGCCAUGUCAUCGCACGCUGCCACGUCAUCGCACGCCGCCCGGCCGUCCCCGCACCAGCUGACGAACCUGCGCAAGGCUGUGAUCCACUCGGAGCGGUUCUGCCAGCUGGCAGCGUGCCGUGGGCUGCUGCGAUUGAGGAUAGAGGAGGGGACGAAUGAAAGGGUAGAUGCCAGUGGUUCCAGUCACAUGAAUCCUGCUCACACGGACUCCACUCACCUGGGUUCUGCUUCAUUAAAUCCUGCUCCCAUCGGCUCUGCUCCCGCUAACAUUCGCCUGGAUGGCGUAAGAAGUCAUUGGGAGGGCAUGGAGGUUGACGAGAAAGAUGACGAGGAUGAUGGAGGGCAGAAGCCGUUUCCCAAGGACGUCUCUGAUCUCAUCAAGGCCCUCACGGCAGCAGUCUUCCUCGACUCCACUCCUCCACACGCCCCUCCCACCGCACUCAACCCCAUUGCACCUCACCCUCUCCAUCCUCCAUGCCCUCUCGCCCGCACGUGGCACGUGGUUUCUUCUUGGCUAUGCCCCAUCCCUCUGCUGCAUCCCCUCUCCCUGCACCCGCCCUCCGCCCUGCUCCUCUUCUGCUGCGCCCUCGCCCUCCCCGCCCCCAUCUACCUGCCCAGGGCGCAGGGGGGCGGGGGAGGGGGGGAGCAGUGGGGGGGAAACUGGGGGGAGGGGUGGGGGGAGGAGUGCGGGGGAGAGUGGGGAAAAGGGGAGGAAGGGGAAGGGGAAGGGGAAGGGGAAGGGGAAGGGGCGUGGAAGGACGAGGAGAGUGGGAGGGACGGAGGGAUGGUGUGUGGGAGCAGUGUUGGGAGGAGAGGAGGGGAGAAGGGGGAGGAGGGGGAGAACGGGGAGGAGGGGGAGGAGGGAGUGGAAAAUGGGCUGUGUGAAAAGGGCGUGGGGGGAAGAGGAGGCGGAGGAGGGGAGGGAGAGGAGGACGGGGUGGUGAUGGAAGUGGAGGUGAGGGGAGUGGUGCUGGGAGAGGGGUGGGGGAUGGAUGACGUGGCAGCAACGGUGGAAGCAGCUGGUGGCGUGCUGAAGACGGCCAAGACUGUACAGGGCUUCAGGCAGCUGUUCCAGGAGGCAGAGGGGAUGCGCGUGCUGGGGGCCAUGAGGGCCACAUGGGAGACGCAGGCAGAGGAAGGCGAGGCGGGAGGAAAGGAGGGUGAAGUAGGGAAGGAGGGAGCGGGAGGAGAAGGUGCAGCAGGUACGGAGGAAGUUCGGCCUGAGGGUGGCUUGAUGAUUGGAGGAAAUAGUGAUUGUAAUGGUGGGCAGAAGAAGGCUGGAGGGAAGAAGAGGAAGCGGGGGAAGUCUGGAAAAGGGUUGGCAGCAGCAGAAGCUGCACUCGUAGCAGCAAGCGGAGACGAUGCAGCACUGGGAAGGGAGAUUACAGUAGGUUCGGCUGCUCCAGACGCCUUGGUUGGACCCCGAGGCUGUGAGCCAGGUCCGGCGGCUAUAUCUGCCCUGAAUCACACGUGCAUGGCGCGGCGAUGGACGGCAGUGUACAGUGAGAGAAUCAUAUCUCCAACUGCUCACACCGAGGCUGCCUUAGGCAGUAACGGAUUGGCACAAGGUGGGGGCACUACUGGGAGUGCUCCUGCUGCUGCUGCUGCUGCUGCCACAGUUGUGGGGGAUGUUCCAGUGGACGGUGGUGAAUCUGCCGAUGGUGGUGUAAUCAACGGUGGUAAUUCCACUCACCCCCUUAUGGGCCUGCUUCCUUUCCUGCGCCCCUUCCUCCCCCUCGUCCUCCGCGCGUGGCUCUGCACCGCCGUCGCCCUCACCUCGCUGCUCCUCUUCAUCCCCCGCUUCGGCGCCCUCACCACCCUCCUCGCUCAAGGUGAAUUCCCAAGGCGAUCUCCGCGCGCUCUUCCAUGCGACAGGUGUCGCGCUGCUACUGGUAGCAGCCCGGUCGGCAGCGACGUACUGGCAGGACGCGUGGCUGUGGGAGGCGGCUGCUCACAACACCCCCCCCCCUCCAUCCACAUCUUCCCCGUCCUCCCCCCCCACCCACCAGGCGACCUUAAGGCGCUCUUCCGUGCGACAGGUGUGGUGCUGGCACUCGUAGCAGCCCGGUCAGCAGCGACGUACUGGCAGGACGCAUGGCUGUGGGAGGCCGCGAGCGGCGUCACUCUGGCCGUUCGCUCCCAGGCCUGGCACCACCUGCUGGGGGCGGACCUGGGGUUCUUUGAAGGGCGCGGAGGUGGGCGGGUCGGAGGGGGAGAAGGAGGGCGAGGAGGAGGGGGCGCAGGUGGGAAGGGAAGAGGAGGGGGAAGGGAGGCGGAUAAAGAGGCGGAAAUAGGUGCAACAGGAGAGGCUGCAGCUGUGCCAAGAGAUGCAGUAGCGACAGCACCAUCGGCUGUAGCAACAGGGGACCUGGUGUAUAGGUUGACGGCAGAGGCGAGGGAGGUGGGCGAGGUGGUGUUUGCGGUGCUCAAGGCGGCGGUGCCAGCUGUCUGCCAGGUGGCAGUCAUGCUGACGCGGAUGGUCCAGCUCAGCCCAGUGAUGACGCUGGCGACUCUUUGUCGUCCCACUCAUGUCAGUCAUCAUCGCCACGCUCGGCGAGAGGGUUCGCCGCGUCUCCUCAGAAGCCCAGGCCUCUGUGGCGGCCCUCUCAGCGCGGAUCACCGAGGUCCUCCCGGCCAUGCUGCUCGUCUCUGUGACCCCCUUCCAUACCCCUCCCAUCAGGUGGUACCACUCAUGUCAGUCAUCAUUGCCACACUGGGGGAGAGAGUUCGCUCUGUCUCCUCAGAAGCGCAGGCGUCCAUCGCGGCCCUCUCAGCGCGGAUCACCGAGGUCCUCCCAGCCAUGCUGCUCGUCAAGGCACACGCAGCCGAGCCCUACGAGGCGCUCCUGUUCCGCCACCUGGCGGAAGCUGAUAGGUCCGCCCGGCUGCGAAAGAAGCGGCUGAAAGCGCUGUUUCCCGAGGCGAUCACGGCGGCGUAUGCGGCGGCAGUGGUGGUGCUGUUUGGAGUGGCCACGUGGGCAGUGGGGCAGGGCGGGCUAACGGGUGCCGGGAUCGUCUCCUUCUUCACGUCGCUUGUUCUUCUCAUCGAACCCAUUCAGGCGAUCACGGCAGCGUAUGCGGCGGUGGCGGCAGUGGUGGUGCUGUUUGAAGUGGCCACGUGGGCCGUGGGGCAGUUUCUGGGGCUGGGAUCGUCUCUUACCAGGGCUGGGACGUGUUUAGGGUUUAGAGAAGGAUUGUCUCCUUCUUCACCCCCACCCAUUCAGGUGAGUGCAGAUGAGACCGCAGCAGGCACUGCAUUCAACGAGCUGAAGCAGGGCCAGCCAGCCAUUGAACGCGUGCUCGCCCUCACACGCUUCAACCCACCGCACUCCACUGCUUCCCACUCCUCCUCCUCCUCCUCCUCCUCCUCCUCCUCCUCCUCCUCCUCCUCCUCCUCCUCCUCCUCCCCCUCCCCCACCCUUCAAGAAGUGGAAAAAGACAUUGGAAGGCUAGAGGGAGACAUUGAGUUCCAAGGGGUUCUUUUUUCGGGCACGGUGGCGCAAAACAUUGCAUACGGGCAUCUGGAAUACCUCUCUUUGGAAUCUUCCAACCUGCCCGGAAAGGCAGCAAAUUUGGCAAUGGUGGAGCGAGCUGCCCGCCUUGCCAACGCACAUGAAUUCAUUUCUGCUCUGCCCGAAGGCUACUUCACCCAGCUGGGCCCGCGAGGGGCGUCUCUCAGUGGCGGGCAGAGGCAGAGGCUGGCCAUCGCCCGAGCCAUCUUCAACGACCCUGCCAUCCUCGUGCUGGAUGAAGCCACGUCAGCACUGGACAGCCAAUCAGAGGCUCUCGUUCGCGACGCUCUGCGCCGCCUCAUGGUCGGCCGAACGGUGCGUGUGUGUAGGAGUGGGUGGUGGGGUGGAGGGAAGGGUGGAGGGAGGGGUGGAGGGAGGGGUGGAGGGAGGGGUGGAGGGAGGGUUGGGGUUGAAAAGACGGUGGGAGAUGGGGGGAAGUCAAUGUUCUGUGUCGCCUCAUGGUCGGUUGACGGUGCGCGUGUGGUGGAGAAAGGGGGGAGGGGAAAGGGAAGGGGUGGAUGGGGGGAGUCAACACUCUGUGUUGCCCCAUGGUUGGCCGAACGGUGCAUGUGUGGAGGAGUGGGUGGGGGGAGAGGAGCUGAGGAGAGGCGAGGGGUGUGGGAGGAGAUGACGUGUUGGAGAGUUGGGGAGAGGGACUGGGACUGGCCCAGGGAGCACCACUUUCACGCCUGA
Closterium sp. Naga37s-1 is the source of this 10152-nucleotide messenger RNA. The record is from the annotation of a GenBank genome assembly. Lineage: Eukaryota; Viridiplantae; Streptophyta; Zygnematophyceae; Desmidiales; Closteriaceae.